UUUUACAUUGCCGAGGUGGGGAUACGGUAACUGGCGUUCUUGUUGAAAGAAAUUUACGAAAGUGGCGUUUUAUUUCAUUAUAUUUUUAAUAAAUUUGUGUAAAUUAUAAACAUAAACACAACUUUUAGUUACUAGGAUUGUUUAAGGAAAGUGAUAGUGUUUUGUGAUUUUGGAGUAAAGAAAGCUUGCUCAACUGGGAAUCUAACAGCGUGGCUCCAUUGGCUUCUCUUUGUUUCUGUACUUUCUGUCAGGGAAAGUGUAAGGUCGUCUUCAUGAGCAACAAUGAAGCGCACUUUCAACCGCGAAAGGUAACCUGAGGGUCGACAUCGCGGAAACAGUGGUUUUCUAAAAAUCCGUUCCAGGUGAACCGUCACCCGAAAACGAAGACGAGGAGGAGGACGAAGGGAAGAAGGAAAAACGGGAAGUGUAGUAGUUAGUUAGUGCGCGGCGUCAGCGGCGAAGCUAUAGUGCAUGUGUUGCUAGUCGCGUCCAAUGGACAAGAGAAAAAUGAUGCCCAAACGGCCUAGGUUCGAGCCACGCGGCCCCAUCUCAAACGGUCCCAUGCAGACCCGGCCCCUCGUCGCUCUUUUGGACGGCCGGGACUGUUCCAUCGAAAUGCCCAUAUUGAAGGACGUGGCCACGGUGGCGUUCUGCGACGCGCAGAGUACCAGCGAAAUACACGAAAAAGUGCUGAACGAGGCCGUGGGCGCGCUCAUGUGGCACACCAUCAUCCUGACCAAGGAGGACUUGGAAAAGUUCAAGACGCUGCGGAUCAUUGUGCGUAUAGGAAGUGGCGUGGAUAAUAUUGACGUGAAGGCGGCUGGGGAAUUGGGUAUAGCGGUGUGCAAUGUGCCGGGUUACGGUGUAGAAGAGGUCGCCGAUACGACCAUGUGUCUCAUAUUGAACCUCUACAGGCGGACCUAUUGGUUAGCUAAUAUGGUCAGAGAUGGAAAGAAAUUCACAGGACCCGAACAGGUGCGGGAAGCGGCCACAGGCUGUGCAAGGAUACGAGGCGAUACGUUGGGAAUCGUCGGUCUGGGCAGGAUAGGAUCAGCGGUGGCUUUAAGGGCGAAAGCCUUCGGCUUCAACGUCAUCUUCUACGACCCAUACCUACCCGACGGCAUCGAGAAGAGUCUCGGAUUGACGCGCGUCUACACCCUCCAGGACCUUCUUUUCCAGUCGGACUGCGUCUCACUGCAUUGUACCCUCAACGAACACAACCACCACCUUAUCAACGAGUUCACUAUCAAACAGAUGAGGCCUGGGGCGUUUUUAGUUAAUACAGCUCGUGGAGGCCUAGUCGACGACGACGCUCUAGCACAAGCCCUGAAACAAGGCAGGAUACGGGCAGCAGCUCUGGACGUACACGAAAACGAGCCAUACAAUGUAUUCACGGGGCCUCUUAAAGAGUGCCCGAAUUUGCUGUGCACGCCGCACGCGGCGUUUUACAGCGACGCCUCGGCUACGGAACUUAGAGAAAUGGCCGCCUCGGAAAUCAGAAGGGCGAUCAUGGGCAGGAUACCGGAAUGCCUGCGGAACUGUGUUAAUAAGGAGUACUUCAUGGGCCCCGGCGCAUACCCUGAAGGUACAGUGUCUCCGGCUGGAGUGAAUGGUGGUUACUAUCAGGGCGGAGCCCUACCAGUCCAACAGGCGCACUCUACGACACCUCAUGAUGCAUCUCUCACAGUGACACCUAGUGCAGCGGCGCCGCCUACACCACAGCCCGCGCCUCCCGUGGGACCAGUUCCUGUACCGCCCCAUGCUAUUCCCAUGAGUACUCCUGAUCCAGCAAAUCACCAUGCAUCAAAGCCGGAACCGUCGGAAGUCCACUAACGGUGUCUCAACAACCCAGAUAAGAAUUUCUUGAAGGGCAAAGUACUGCUAGGAAUGUGUGGAGUGCAUGUUGAAUCACAUUAUCAUUUAAAUACGUUCAUGUUCUUUCAACUCUUUAAGGUAUACAUAUCGUAAACAAAAAAGAAAUGGGAAAUACUUACUUUCUACAUCACAUGCCUUAUAAUAAAAACAAAAAAAAAAAUAUAACAAAAAACCCGCCGUGUUUGACUCAAUCUGAAAGCUUUGGUGUAUUAUUUUUAAUAAUUAUUGUAUUGUGAUUUUAUUUUAAAUAAUUAUAAUUUAAUUAUUGUUUUUUUUGCAAGAAUCAAAAAUAUUUGUGUAUAUAAGCAUUUUAUCUGAUUUUUAUUAAAUGAGUGUGGAAUUAUUAGUUACUUGGAAAUUGUGAUUUAGUGACUUAGGUUUUCAGAUGAGUCCCAGUCAUUGCAGGGUGAGUCGCUUUGGAAAAUAUCUUCUUUUAAUGACGUGAAAAUAAAAAUCUCACAACAAAUUCAUCGAAUAUUAUGGUUUUAAAUUUACUUAAUGAAUAAAAUUAUAGGAACGAAAAAUGUGGUUUAACAAAACAAAAAACUAAAGGUCAGUGCUUUUAAAUAAAUCAAAUAGAUUAAAAGACUGAUAAUAUAUUUAAAACUGAUCUGCAUUAUUCAUACUCUUAUUCUUUCUACCUACCUGAAUUACAAAUACUGUUUAUUUUUGUAUCAUAUUAUAUUCUUCUUUAAAAUUGUGUAGUACAUAUGUAUUUUGUACUUAGACUGCUGUUUUUAUAAAAUUCGAUAGUGUGAAUUCUGUAAGGGCUAACAAUUAGAAUGUUCAGUUUUAUAUACAAAUCGUAUUUGAAAAUGGUAAUUUGGAUGUAAAUGUUUGGAAAACAUUUUAAAUUUAAUACUAAUACAUAAAGUUUUGGCAUGUCCUAAGAGUAGAUGCUGAUCAAAUUGGCAAUACUAGUUCUCUCCAAUUAAUAAAGUACAAAAUACAUUUUUUUUACCUUCUAUACUGGAAUAAGUUAACGCGAAUGGUACGUAGAGUCAAAAGUGAAAAUUAUUUACAUUAAUUAAUGUCACACCGGAAUAAGUUGGAACAAAAAUUAAAGGCAUAUAAAGUUGCAUGGGAUUGUGACCUUAUUGAUAUUGUUAAUAAAAAAUACAAAGUGAUUUAGACCUGUUUAUAUUAAAAGUAAAUAGUUAUAACUCUUUAUUCGUCCUUUAAAAUAAUUCUACAAUGAUAUGGCUGGUUCAUUUAUCCAGAAAAUUAAAACUAAAUAUAUUUUUUAACCCAAAACACUCGUUAUUAGUUCAGAAAUUAAACAAACAUUUUUGGAUUAUAUGAGUAUAUUCUCUUGAAGCAUUUGAACAAUGUCCCCAAAACUAUAGAAUAUAAAAAAAAUUAUUUAGUGAGAAUGUGUGUUUUUCGCACGUACGUGGCUUAUAUCUGGUUCAAAAUAUGCAAAUUUUGUCUGCAAACUUAUUAUUAAGCCACAUCUACAAAGUGAUAUAUUGAAAAAUGAUUUUUAUGAACAUUCUGGUAGUUGGUAUUUAUAGAAUCGAAUUAUUUUUUAAUCUAAAUCUAAAAUAACUUAUUUUUGAAGGCAGAUAUAUUCCAGAGACGUUAACAUUGACUCUACCUAUUACAAAACAUAAAUGACACGAAUUUAAUAUAUUUUUCUGAUUUAUUCAUGUUCGGUUUAACAUUGUAUAUUUAGAUGAUUUUAUUGUCAAGAAAAAUUAUUUUAUGUACUUUUUUUCUCUGCUUAACAUUGUAGGGAAAACAUCAUUGAUUUUCUUAGUAUUAUCAUUAAAGUGCAUUGAUACAAAAUAAAAAAAAAUUGUUGGUAAAAGUUUUUUACAAAGAAGAAUGGGUCGAUGGUAUUUUUUUGUAGGAUUUAGGAUUUUGUUGUUUUGUUCUAUAUGUUUAGGACUUGAUUUUCAUCGUUAAAAUACGGAAUGUCUCAACAAUGUCAUUUAGUAAAAAUUAAAGCAUAAAUAAGGCAAAUAUUAAUCAAAUAUCCUAAAAUUCAUACAAUAUUCUUACGAUAUUUCAAAAUGUGGAAAUGUAUUUUGUAAUUUUUAACUAAACUUUAACUACAAAAUGAUAAUACUGCAUUUUAAAAUGAUUUUAAUUGAUUUUUUAAUAAUACAAGAUUUUCUAGAGAAUAAUAACGUAUAUAAUCUUGUAUUGCUAAAACUAAUAGUAAACUAAAGUAUUCAAAGGUUGAGACAUUCCGUACAAGGCAAGUUGAUAGAUAAUUUUCGAAGAAUUACUAUUUGCCCAUUCUGUACUCCAUAGAUUAAACCGUAUUUUCAGGUAUUCGCCUAGUGCAGAUCAUUCAAGAUCACAUUCACUAUUAUUUUUUGUUUUAAUCUUUAUUUCUGUGUCUUUUUAAUACUAAGUGCAUUAUUAAGUUCAGAGGAAAGCUAUAACUGCGGUAUUUUUUACAAGAAUUAUUAUAUAUUUUAAGUUUUAGUUCUCAAACGGAAAAAGGUUGAAUCCGAGGAUGGUUAUUUUGGGAACGGAAGAGAUUCCGGUUCCAAAUUUGAUCAAAAUGUACUUUAUGUACUCAAAUUGUACCCAAAUGACGGUUAAUUUGUUGGUAAUUAUAUUAGUUACCUUAUUUUGGCGUCAGUCCUCAAUUACGGCAAUGAUCAAUAAAGAAAGUAAGUUAUAAGCGUUAAGUUGACAGAUAUAAAUGCCAAUUAUUAUGAAUUAACAGAUAUAGAUUGUCAAUCAAGCUUAUACUAACAAACGUAAUUGUCAAUGUAACAUAAAAAUUAUGAAUUGGAGUAUUUGCAUUUAAAGAAAGACACAAUUCAGAUUAUUUUCUAAUUAUGAAACAAAAAAAGGUGUUGGUGAACGUUCCUGUGAAAAACGUUGCUCGAUGUAAUGAAUCUGUACAAAAACAUUGCCCGAUUGUAACUAAUGUUUUUGUGUUUCCCAGAAUAACCGUUUUUCCAGAUUUCCGACCUGUAUAUGUGUACAAUAUCGUUUAUUUAGGAAAUGCUGCAAUGUUGUAUGAAUGAUUAAUAGCCCAAGAAUUUUGUGUUAAGACAUUUUUUAGACAAAAUAUACUAUAAAUUAUAUGAGAAUAAAGUAUAAGCUGAUGAGACAUUGUUAAAAAACAACCAGUGAAGGAUGAAAAAAAAAGUGGACUUAAGAUACAUUUUUUGAGAGGUGAAGUGUGCGGUACGGAUAAAUUUCAUAUUUGUAGAAUAUUAGUGAUAUUUGUGACUAAUUUCAGUAACAUACAAACUGCUUUUGAUUUAUUGCGUAUUUUUGUUUAAUAUCUUGUAUUAUUAUUAAAUAUUAUUUUGUUGCGAUUUGCAGUAAAGACAUUCCACGUAUUGGUUUAGCGAUAAAAAUUGUUUGGAUGGUGUUGUGUAAGCUUCAGGCUAAUACUAUCAGAAGUGGCAGCUGCUAAGUAAAAAAAAGCAAUUAUAUUAAAUACAAAAACUAAGUUGGACCUUGAUUUAUGAAGUGUUGCACCAAAAAAAAAAUCAUGACUGACAUGCUUUAAAUCUUAACAAAACUUUGAUUACCGCUAAUAUUUCCAAAACAAAAAUCAAUUUUAUAAUCGAAAAAUGAGGAAGAACUGUGUAACCUACAAAGUUUCUUAUAAUAAAUCAUUUAGGUGAUGAUUACACUACAUUGUUCAUUUAGGAAGUGACAUUCACAGUUGUGGUGUACUAUUUGCUCAGUAUAUUUUUAUAUAAAAAAAAAAUAUUUAAAAAACCCUUAAAAUAUUCGUAAAUGGUAGAAAAUGGUUCACCGACUGCAAAUUAGAUUUGAAAAACGAAAGUACGCAAUAACAUUUUUAUGAACACAAUAGUACAGCAUGUGAAAUGAAAUUUGUAGGGCUAUUGGACUUCCACAAAAUUUUCAAAUAAAUAUCUUGAAACUUG
Psylliodes chrysocephalus is the source of this 5744-nucleotide messenger RNA. The record is from the annotation of a GenBank genome assembly. NCBI's taxonomy places the organism in Eukaryota, Metazoa, Arthropoda, Insecta, Coleoptera, Chrysomelidae.